UCUUUUCUCAAUGCAAACCCUUCAAUUCUCAUCCUCUCUCCUUUUAUACCUCAACCACGAAGCCAACACAACUUUUGAAUGCAAGUCGACGGCAUGUUGCCUCACCGGUCGGAGAUACUGCCGGAAUAAUUUAAUAUCCGGCAUUAGGUAAACACAACCCAUCUCUCUCUCCAUUUAACAUUAGGUCGAACUUUUCCCCCAUUUCCUCCAUGAUCGUCUUCCUUGCCCCUCUUUCCCUCAUUUCCCGCAAAGAUGUCUAUCUCAAUCACUACAUCACCGUUGGAAAUUUAUGUGCUUCAGUAGAAGAGUGGACAGUUGGUAGAACCGAACUCACCUCACUCAUGGAUGUGGAGAGGAGAUAUGUUUGGCGGCAAUCGAUGGAAAGUUCGACUGGAUCAAUAUCAUCACUAUCUGCUGGAUUGGGACCUAGCGAAUAUGUGAGCGGAUGCAGUAAAACUUCUUUGUUAGUGGUUUUGACUCUCAUUCAUCACUUAUUUGCUGCUCAUGGUUUCACUUUAUGCAUAAGAGCAGAAGGUGAGAAUAGACACUAAUUGGCAAGAGAAAAAAAGCUUUCCUGUUAUUUGUUCAGGCUGCACAUGUUAGAAAUUUUAGGAAUAUCAA
This is a messenger RNA of Vicia villosa (hairy vetch), 621 nucleotides long. RefSeq lists its product as uncharacterized. The coding region runs from base 210 to 551 and encodes 113 amino acids. The record is from RefSeq and is a predicted model, not a curated record. The transcript is spliced from 3 exons. NCBI's taxonomy places the organism in Eukaryota, Viridiplantae, Streptophyta, Magnoliopsida, Fabales, Fabaceae.